Effrenium voratum is the source of this 1194-nucleotide messenger RNA. NCBI's taxonomy places the organism in Eukaryota, Dinophyceae, Suessiales, Symbiodiniaceae. The record is from the annotation of a GenBank genome assembly.
AUGGAGGACCGCAUUGCAUCUCAAAAAAAAAAGGCACAGCCCGGCCUCCGCCUGAAAAGGGUUGAGGACAACGUCGACGGGAAGAAGCUCGUGAAGUGGGGUAGCAGAUUCUACCUCGGCCCCGGAGCUGCGUGCCUCGGCAGGACCUUCAGCAUUCACAGCCAGCUGGAGUAUUGGACGAGGCAGCUGCGGUCCCGAGCCGCCUGGCACGCGCGGCUACAGGUGGUUUCUCGUGUUGCCGCCCCGCUGCUGAAGUUGUUACACGAGCGCACCUCCAAUCGGCAACAGGCGCCCAGCUGCGGGAACUUCGACUUGCGCGACCCGUAUGCGCUGGAUGCUGGGCAGCUGCUCACCGCUAUGUCACAGGAGCUGCAGCGUGCCGGGGCACCUGUGCCCGCGCGCCCUGCGGACCACAUCCUUACGGCUCGCAGGGUGCUUCAAUCCGUCCGGCGCGUGGAGGAGUUUGUCUGCUUGAAUGAUGAGGAGGGCACAUCCUUUGCAGUGGUGUCCAGGGCCGCGGGGAGACGCCCUUUCUUGGUCCCAGCGGAAGACCAAGCGCCGGUUGCCCCGGGCCGGGAGGUCCGUAGCAUAUUCGACGAGCUGGCGAGGCAAGCCGCCGAGUGGCCAGCCGCUCUGUGGCAAUCCGCCCGGCUGCGGGGCUUGGCAGAUGUCAUCCCGAGGGCAAGCGGAACGCGUCCUGGCCGUCCUCCUCGUGAAGCUGGGAGGCGACACGGACGUCACCGUCCUCAAUGGAUUGGGUGCUGGGCAGCUGCUGGAGGCGCUGUGGCAGCCGCAGGCAGACCAGCUGCCGAGGUGCGGAAGGCCUGGGCCCUCACUGCCCACAGAGUGCUGGACAUUGCUCGGCGGCUGGAGGAGGAGGUGCGCCAGGCGGAGGCAAGUGAGGCACCCGAUGAGCAAUCGGAGGCUGCCACGCUUCCCACACUCGAGUCUGGGACGACGCUAGAUGUGGCUGCCACUUCCUUCUCGCUGGCGACAAGUACUGCCAGGCCUAGCUCGAGCGGGCCCGAGAUUGGCCGAGUGGACAAGGAGCUGAAGCAGGGAGAGGAUUGGGCUCUGGCCGCGGCUCAGCAUAUUGCACUGCAGCGGGAAUACCUUCGUGCUGGAAUCAGAACAUGCCCAGAAGGGCAUGAGCUUCAGGAGCGGGAGGGUAGGACACCAAGCUGCCACCUUUGA